Mollisia scopiformis is the source of this 2108-nucleotide messenger RNA. RefSeq lists its product as uncharacterized. The transcript is spliced from 2 exons. Bases 16 to 2073 code for a protein of 685 amino acids. The record is from RefSeq and is a predicted model, not a curated record. NCBI's taxonomy places the organism in Eukaryota, Fungi, Ascomycota, Leotiomycetes, Helotiales, Mollisiaceae. Gene Ontology annotation, cellular component: mitochondrion.
CAAGAAUGUACGGAAAUGUCGAAAACUGUUAGACUUGCUGCGAAGCUGGUGAAACAAGUUGGGACGCCAGUCGCAGAGCUUCCUGCUUUUCUGUGUCCUGGGCUCUUGCGGACAGCGCAGUCCAAGAUACUGCAAUCCCAUAGCAAAUCCUUGGGGUCUCCUUUGAUUUCGCAAAGGAGAUGUAUUGCCUCGAUUACGCACACCUCGACACAAGCUUCUGCGGCAGAUUCGAGAAUUGCUCUAAGGAGACUUCCACAGCAAUGUAUUGGGUGUGGUGCCCUUUCACAGACUGUCAACGAGACGGGUGCAGGGUUCUAUACGCUGUCUAGGAAGAGUGUUAAGAGGUAUUUGGAGGUUUCGUCAGAUCAUAAGGAUUCUGCGGAAGAUCAGAUAGUGAGAGCAGCUUUGAGUCGGGCAGAUGUUUCUUCGCCUGAGAUCAAUUUGGGCGGAUUCGUAAAGCCAGAAUCUACAAUUGAACCUCCAGUCUGCGAUAGGUGCCAUCAGAUACGCCAUCAUGACACUGGGGUUUCUAUCCAUCAUCCCUCUGCCGAAUCUAUCCAAGAUACCAUAUUCGAAUCCCCUUACAAAUACAAUCAUGUGUACCACGUUCUCGACGCAGCCGAUUUCCCCAUGUCUCUCGUCCCAGGACUGCACAAGCUUCUGCAUCUUACACCUCUCAGAUCACGGAAUAGACGAUCGAAGACAGGAAGAUUUUACCAUGGUAGAAAGACAGAAGUUAGCUUUGUCAUCACGAGGUCGGAUUUGCUGGCUCCACAGAAGACUCAAGUUGAUUCUAUGAUGCCUUAUCUCAGAGCUGUGCUGCGAGAUGCUUUGGGUAGAAAUGCUAAGGAUGUCCGGUUGGGCAAUGUCAGCUGUGUGAGUGCAAAGCAAGCGUGGUGGACGAAGGAACUGAAAGCGGAGAUCUGGAAGCGGGGUGGUGGCGGUUGGAUUGUUGGGAAGGUUAAUGUUGGGAAGAGUCAGCUUUUCCAUAACAUUUUCCCGAAAGGAAGGAGAGAGAGGGAUAAACUUCUUGGGAAGAAAUUUGCCCCUCCAAUAUUUACUGAGGCUUUUGAUGAGAUCCAAGAAAUCAACAAGGCGCCCGCAACGUCAAGAGACCACGGCCAGGAACUAGUAGCAACAUCGGGAGAUGAAGUUCUGGAUGUGAGAGAUGAGUAUAGGUCGACGGAGGCAGAUUCUCUUGACACCUCUUCACUACUUCCUCCCGUUCCUGCGGAAGUCGACUAUCCAGCCAUGCCACUCGUCUCUGCAUUACCAGGCACAACAGCCUCUCCAAUACGCCUCUCAUUUGGGAACGGCAAAGGAGAACUUAUUGACCUCCCCGGCCUGUCUCGCGGAGAUCUCGAGCACCAUGUCCAGCCCGAGCACCGAGCUGAACUUGUCAUGCGCUCCCGCAUACGUCCAGAGCAGAAAGUCAUCAAAGCUGGACAAUCCCUUCUUCUGGGAGGCUUCAUCCGAAUCACUCCCACAACACCGGAUGUGAUUAUAUUAGCUUACGCAUUCACACCCAUUCAUCCACAUCUCACAGCAACUGAGAAGGCUAUCAACACACAAAUGCACAAUGGAUCUCCAAAUGUCACGAACAUUUCGCUGCCGGAAACAGCAGAGAAGAUAAAAUCUGCCGGGACCUUCCAUCUGAAAUGGGAUGUAACGAAGCAGCGAGCAGGACCAGUUACCCGACCCGAGGCAGCAGGCAUCAAACCAGAGAGACUACCUUAUAUGGUCUUAGCUACCGAUAUCCUAAUCGAAGGCUGCGGAUGGGUUGAGCUCGUUGCGCAAGUUCGAAAACGACCUGGAGAGGUAGAGCCUCGGGAAAAGGAGGAAGAUAAGUGGGAAUCUGAAGCAAGUCAAUGGAAUCAAGACCCAGAUCCUAGCUGGCCAGCCGUUGAAGUGUUUACUCCGAAUGGGAAGUUCGUUUCUUCCAGGCGGCCGAUGAAUGCUUGGUUGAAUAUUGCACAGAAGCCGGGAGAGGCUAGGAUGAAAGGACGGCCGAGGAGGUCAAUGAAGGGUGUGAAGAAGGUGGAGAAGAAGAGAGGACAUACUGCGACGUUGUGAUUAUUGUAUAGAUACCCCACUCUGGAAUAUAAUGC